Tripterygium wilfordii is the source of this 3033-nucleotide messenger RNA. RefSeq names its product peptidyl serine alpha-galactosyltransferase. The coding region runs from base 167 to 2563 and encodes 798 amino acids. The transcript is spliced from 8 exons. Lineage: Eukaryota; Viridiplantae; Streptophyta; Magnoliopsida; Celastrales; Celastraceae. The record is from RefSeq and is a predicted model, not a curated record. Gene Ontology annotation, molecular function: glycosyltransferase activity.
UAAAUCCAUGUGGUCGUCACCACUACCAACCCACACGCGGCCGAUCUACUGAACCAGCAAAAACAAUUUCAACGUUGACUUGUUGAAACUUUCUUCAUAUGAUCCAUGGUGUUUAGAUCUUUUAGAGAGAACCCAUUACGAAUCAGGCCUUCAAUUCGAGCUUACAAUGGCCAACUUCUUGGCGGUGGUUCCGUUAUUGUUCUUGUUGAUUGGUGUCGGGUCGGGUGAGGAAAAGGGCCGGGAAGCCCCGUUCAGGAUCCACACUUUGUUCUCUGUGGAGUGCCAGAACUACUUCGAUUGGCAGACGGUGGGGCUAAUGCACAGCUUCAAGAAAGCCCGGCAACCCGGUCCCAUUACCCGACUCCUCAGCUGUACGGAGGAGGAGAAAUUGAAUUAUAAAGGCAUGCAUUUGGCUCCUACUCUGGAGGUUCCCUCCAUGAGCAGACACCCAAGAACUGGUGACUGGUAUCCUGCAAUCAACAAACCUGCAGGAAUUGUUCACUGGCUUAAGAAUAGUAAGGAUGCCGAAAAUGUUGAUUGGGUUGUGAUUUUGGAUGCAGACAUGAUCAUUCGAGGUCCAAUUAUACCCUGGGAACUUGGGGCAGAGAAAAGCAGACCAGUUGCAGCAUAUUAUGGUUACUUGGUUGGAUGUGAUAAUAUUCUGGCUAAAUUACACACAAAGCACCCAGAGCUCUGUGACAAGGUAGGUGGACUGUUAGCCAUGCACAUAGAUGAUCUUCGAAAAUUGGCACCAAUGUGGCUUUCAAAGACCGAAGAAGUUCGUGACGAUAGAGCUCACUGGGCAACCAAUAUAACUGGAGACAUUUAUGGGAAAGGAUGGAUUAGUGAGAUGUAUGGUUACUCAUUUGGUGCAGCAGAAGUUGGGCUUCACCACAAGAUUAAUGAUGAUUUGAUGAUCUAUCCAGGCUAUAUUCCACGGGAGGGUGUUGAGCCUAUCCUUCUUCAUUAUGGUUUGCCAUUUAUGGUGGGGAAUUGGUCUUUCAGCAAAUUAGGUCACCACGAAGAUGAUAUUGUGUAUGACUGUGGCCGGCUCUUUCCUGAACCUCCCUAUCCUAAAGAGGUAAACUUGAUGGAAUCUGAUCCAUAUAAAAGGCGGGCCCUGUUUCUAGAUAUAGAGUGCGUAAACACUUUAAAUGAGGGUCUGCUACUACAACAUGCGGCAAAUGGAUGUACAAAACCAAAGUGGUCAAAAUACAUGAGCUUUUUAAGAAGUAAAACCUUCGCCGAACUUACUCGGCCUAAGUUACUAACUUCAAAUAGUUCAGAAGCCGAUGAAAUAGUGCAGCAUGUCACUGAUGAAUCUGAAAGAUCAAAUCCCAAAAUUCACACCAUAUUUUCCACGGAGUGUACCCCUUAUUUUGAUUGGCAGACGGUAGGACUUGUUCACAGUUUCCAUUUGAGUGGCCAGCCUGGGAAUAUCACGAGGCUACUUAGCUGUACAGAUGAAGACUUGAAGAAAUAUGCAGGCCAUGAUCUGGCUCCGACCCAUUAUGUCCCUUCCAUGAGCCGACAUCCACUAACCGGCGAUUGGUAUCCUGCAAUUAAUAAACCAGCCGCUGUCCUUCAUUGGCUUAAUCAUGCAAAUACAGAUGCAGAGUUCAUAGUCAUUCUUGAUGCUGACAUGAUUCUAAGAGGUCCAAUCACACCAUGGGAGUUCAAAGCUGCAUGUGGCCGGCCGGUUUCAACUCCCUAUGACUACCUUAUUGGCUGUGACAAUGAACUGGCAAAACUCCAUACUCGCCACCCUGAUGCUUGUGACAAGGUUGGGGGCGUAAUCAUCAUGCACAUAGAUGAUCUCCGGAAAUUUGCUCUACUAUGGUUGCAUAAAACGGAGGAGGUCAGAGCCGACAAAGCUCAUUAUGCAACAAAUAUCACUGGAGAUAUAUAUGAAUCUGGGUGGAUUAGCGAGAUGUAUGGUUACUCAUUUGGUGCGGCAGAGUUGAAAUUGGAUCACAUCAUAAAGCCAGACAUAUUAAUUUAUCCAGGAUAUAUUCCUGAGCGUGGUGUAAAGUAUAGAGUUUUCCACUAUGGGUUGGAAUUUAAAGUUGGGAAUUGGAGCUUUGAUAAAGCUAAUUGGAGAGAUGUUGAUCUGGUGAACAAAUGCUGGGUUAAGUUUCCAGAUCCUCCUGAUCCUUCAACACUAGAUCGUGCUGAUGAGAACAUCCUACAGAGAGAUCUUCUUAGCAUAGAAUGUGCGAAGACACUGAAUGAAGCAUUACUUUUGCAUCAUAAAAAGAGGAACUGCCCUGAUCCUAAUUCCUUAUCUGCUUCGAAUCUGAGGACAAGUUCGAGGAAAUUCGGCAAGUUUGAUGAGAUUUCUGCUGUGAAAAGCAGCCCUGUUCCGGUUAGAAAUUCACAGAAAUCAUCUGUACCUGCUGAGACAGAUGGCCUAUUCAGUUCUUUUAGGAUCUGGAUUGUUGCUUUGUGGGCAUUCUCUGGUAUGGGUUUCUUGACAGUCAUGAUGGUGAUAUUUACAAGCCGUAGAGGUAAGGGAGCUAAAGGUAAAAAUUACCGAAACAAGAGAAGAUCAUCUUAUUCAUAAUUUGUCGAUGUGAAUGGACAUGACCGGCACAUCUGCAGUGCUGAAACAUCUUUUCAUAACUCAACUUGUAAAAAGCGUGAAGGGUGAAAACACGUUUUAUAUAGGGUUUGACAUUGAUAAUUUCGAUAGAGAGCCUUGAGUCUGAAUUGAUGGUGAUGCGGUUAAGUUAAUACCCCACUUACAGAGAGAAACAGAUGAAGACUGUAAAAUAUAGCAGAAACAACGAGACGACGACAGUACACCAGGACAGUUCUCCAUCUUGCCUUGUGUCUGUAGUCUUGAGUUUCUGUAAGUUACUCUUCAAAUAGAGUACAGAAGAAGAGCUGUCAAUUUUUCUGCUCUCCGGAUUUUUGUAAUUUGUGACUAUGCCUCUCUGCAUGACAUUCUUUUGGCUAUUGCAGAAGCUGACUGCAAUAGACUCAUCUAAUAAUUGUUUUCCUGGAAUGAGAGUCAGAGACCCAGUUUACAAA